UCCCUAACCCCUCCUCCUCCCCCCCAACCCAAAUCCAACAAAUCCCUAACCGGAAGGCUGUCCACGGCAGGGAUGACCGUCCGGAUUUCCUAACCCCUUCUCCUCCUCCCUAUGCCGACGAGAGCUACCUGAUCUUCUUCGAGUCUCCUCGAAUACGGAUUCUCGCUUCGAGAGCUCACGUCCGAGGCCAAUCGCGGGAUUUCGUUCUGGAGCCCCAGUUUAGAUUCCGAUGGUUCUUUCCGGUUGCUCUCGAUGCGAGCAUUCUAAAGGCUGGUCAUACAUUUGGGGUUUUUCAAUCUUUUGUUUAACCAAUUGCAAAAAUCAGACAUUUUCUAGAUUCCAAAUGGAUUUUGAGCAUCGGCGAGAUGGCACUGUUUUUACUUCUUUGAUUGUCAGAUGACCUCAUUCUAUGAUUUUUGAGUCUUUCCCAUUUGGUAGUCCCCUGUCACAACUCCAACAAAUUUGAUCUGACACCUAUUCACCCACUAUAUGCAACUAUAUGUCUUUAGGUUGUGUAUGUCUUGUAACAACAUAUGAUUAUGAAUCUUGUAACUGCAUACAACAAUAUAUUUUUUGAUUUGCCUGUCUAUGCUCAUUGGUAUCAACACAAUGACUACCACAUUUGUCUCUGUGUACUGUAAAUGUCAUCAGCCCGCUGUUGCUCGUAAGUUAUUCGAUGAAAUGCUUGAGAGGAAUGAGAUUGGAACCAUGAAUUCUAGUGCUGGAUCCACUAAUGAUGCACAAUAUGUAGUGCUAUCGAAUAUUUAUGCUGCUUCAGAAAAAUGGGAAGAAGCAGAGAGGAUAAGGAGGAGAAUGGUGGAAAAUGGAAUACAAAAAAUGUGUGGUUGCAGUUCGAUCAUGAAAGGUGCAUUGUGAGACCGUUACUGAUGGGAGUGCCAGUGACACUCUGGAGCCAUGGAAAUUUAAGGUUUCAUAUGACAAGUUGGUCAUUGCAUCCGGAGCAGAGGCCUCGACCUUUGGUAUACGUGGUGUAAGAGAGCAUGCGGUCUUUCUCCGUGAGGUUCACCAUGCCCAAGAGAUUCGGAGGAAGCUCCUUCUCAAUCUGAUGCUGUCUGAUGUGCCCGGCAUAUCAGAAGAAGAAAAGAGGAGACUGUUGCACUGUGUUGUUAUUGGAGGUGGUCCAACCGGUGUUGAGUUCAGUGGUGAAAUUAGUGAUUUCAUCAUUGGAGAUGUUCAUCAACGUUACUCCCAUGUUAAAGACUAUAUCUGUGUGACCCUAAUUGAGGCAAAUGAAAUUUUAUCAUCUUUCGAUGUUCGACUCAGAACAUAUGCUACAAAACAACUCACUAAGUUCAACCUCAACGGCUCCUGAAGAACAGCAAGCAAAGAUAAAUGAAGUUCGAAGGAUGAAUGGUCCAUUGUCGGAAGCACUGCCAGACUUCUAUUCAGAUGCUUCAAUAUCAAGGUACCUCCGGUCAAGAAACUGGAAUGCAGAAAAGGCAAGUAAAAUGCUGAAAGAGACUGUGAAAUGGAGAUUGAAAUACAAGCCAGAAGCCAUUCGCUGGGAAGAUGUUGCCCAUGAAGCUGCUACCGGAAAGAUUUACCGGGCUGAUUACUCUGACAAAUAUGGAAGAUCUGUUCUUGUUAUGAGGCCUGGAUUUCAGCUCUCGUCAACUGAGUCUGCAGUGAGGAAGGCAGAGGAUGUGGUGAGCAGCAUGCUGGCCAAGGGUUUUGUCCUGAGCAAGGAUGCCCUCAAGAGAGCCAGGUCCUUUGACGAACGGCACCAUUUUAUGUCCGGCGCCUCAGCUAUGGCUUUAGUCCCCUGGAGGAUCUCACUGGAAUUAUUGGGCAAUCAUCAUCCUCUUCUACCUCUACAAGUCAAGCUCCAGAGCUGUACUCGCGUGAAGACCUUCUAGGUAUUUUUGAGCACUAAAA
Messenger RNA from Phoenix dactylifera (date palm), 1896 nucleotides. The record is from RefSeq and is a predicted model, not a curated record. Lineage: Eukaryota; Viridiplantae; Streptophyta; Magnoliopsida; Arecales; Arecaceae.